UGAGAGUCCCAUCAUGGCCGGGCACCUACUGCUGCUCCUCUGCCUCCUCCCCUGGGCCAGUGGGGGGCUCUACUUCCAGCAGGGGCAGCACUGCUACAGGCCCCCCCUCAAACGGCACCCGGGUAUCAGGACCUACCCGCGGCCCCACGAGUACCUCCCCGUGUCGGAGCUGCCGAAAGUCUGGGACUGGCGCAAUCUGAAUGGAACCAACUAUGUCAGCACCACCCGGAACCAGCACAUCCCCCAGUACUGCGGCUCCUGCUGGGCCCACGGGAGCACCAGCGCCAUGGCCGACAGGAUUAAUAUCAAGCGCAAGGGGGUGUGGCCCUCGGCCUACCUGUCCGUCCAGCACGUCAUUGAUUGCGCCAACGCCGGAUCCUGCGAGGGGGGAGACCACGGGGGAGUCUGGGAGUAUGCGAACAGCCACGGGAUUCCCGACGAGACCUGCAACAACUACCAAGCCAGGGACCAAAAAUGCGACAAGUUUAACCAAUGCGGCACUUGCGUGACCUUCGGGAAGUGCUUCUACCUGUCCAACUACACACUAUGGAAGGUCGGGGACUUCGGCUCGGUCAGCGGGAGGGAGAAGAUGAUGGCGGAGAUCUACAAGAAUGGGCCAAUCAGCUGUGGGAUUAUGGCCACGGAGAAGCUCGAUGCCUACACGGGGGGUCUGUACGCCGAGUACCAGCCCAGCGCCAUGAUCAACCAUAUUGUCUCCGUCGCUGGAUGGGGAUUGGACGAGAGCGGCGCCGAAUACUGGAUUGUGCGCAAUUCAUGGGGGGAGCCCUGGGGAGAGAGGGGCUGGCUGCGCAUAGUCACCAGUGCGUACAAGGGAGGCAAGGGGGCCGACUACAAUCUGGCUAUUGAGGAGGACUGUGCCUACGGCGACCCCAUUCUCCCAUAAGGAACAAGAAGCCGCAACAACUCCCCGCAGCCGCAACAACUCCCCGCAGCCGCAUUUGCCUUGGAUUCUUUAUUACGUUCCCAUAUUGGGGGCUUCGCUUUAGAACAAACGCAGUAUCUGGGUUUUACUGCAGAGUAAAUUGUUACUGACUCAGGGGGGCAAUAGGGGCCCGGGGGCAGUGCUUAUGGGCAUCACCAGGUACAUGGGGGUAACUGCGGGGGCAGGAACAGUGUUUAUUGGCUACUUGAUUCCAAUGUUUCUGAUCAAUUAACUGCACUGAUUUACUGAAUCUUUUUUAUUGUGCUUUUAUAUGAUUUUAGUGCCUAAUGCUGAUUGGAUGAGGGCCAUGGGGUACGGCUGGCAGCCACCCUGGGGCCAAUAAGGUUUGGGGCCACAGAACUAAUGCAAACUCCAUCUGGCUCAGUUGCCAAGCAACAACCCACCCUGGUUAUGCAUUUGCCCCCUGUCUUGCCCCCCGGGUUGCACCUCACUCUGUGGGCAGAACAAGCCUGGGUGUCAUUCAAAAUAUGCCCACUAGGGGGCAAAUAAUGAAUAGAGGGCUUGCUCCUGAGAGCGCUGAGAUCUGCUCCUUAGGGCUGUUAAUGUGACUUGUGCCUCAGUCUAAUUCAGGUAUAUAUGCCCCAUGGAUGGGCCCUAAGGGGUGUCAGGGGUAAAUACGCCUUAAAUACACCAACCUCAGGUAUCAGGGAUAAAAUGACAGAUCUAACUGAGAAUUUUAUUUUAUCAGGAAUUUUGCAUAGGUUUUAUUUGUGCCAGCAAUAAAGGGGUUAAUGUUGGCAGUCAGUGCGCUGCUGGGGGGGGGGAUCGCUGCUGCCAAUCACAUGGAAUGAUCUUGUAGAUUUUGCUUUUGUGCCGAGAUUAAAGGGAAAGUAAAACACGCUGCAAGUGAUUUUGUGUUUUCCUAAUAAAAUUUUAUCGCUAAA
This is a messenger RNA of Xenopus tropicalis (tropical clawed frog), 1848 nucleotides long. It is a transcript of the gene ctsz, whose product is annotated as cathepsin Z. Gene Ontology annotation, biological process: proteolysis. The record is from RefSeq and is marked validated. Lineage: Eukaryota; Metazoa; Chordata; Amphibia; Anura; Pipidae. Gene Ontology annotation, molecular function: cysteine-type peptidase activity; cysteine-type endopeptidase activity; cysteine-type carboxypeptidase activity.